UUCGCACCUGAAGCGCUCGAUAUCGGUGCACGUCGGGAGACAGGGACCCGAGUUCGUCGAGAGGCUGCGCCAUUCUGUCUAAUCACUUUUGCCUGCAGAGUAGUGUGCUCGCACCACAACGUGAAAUUGCCAGCUUAGCUUCAUUGUUCGGCUCGCGCGAAAUUGAAGCCUACUGCUUUUGACCGUUCGACUUGUGUUGGAGUACCGGGGAAGCUGAUUACCAUCCAGCGGUCCCUGUCUGCACACAUGACGGAAUCAGCGGCGAGUGACGUGUUCGUCGCGGAUAGUCUCGGCAUUGCUGACAUUGCAGUGUUCUGUGUCCUGACGGCGGUAGGAUACUUCGUAGGACUCUACUUCUCCUUCAGAGGGAGCAGGCGUCAGGUUGAUGCUCGUGACAGAGGCACCCCAUCUGCGGUUCUCGAGGCCUUCCUGGGUGGUCGCAGUCUACCGGCUGCCGCUUUGGCAGUGUCUGUGCUCGCGUCAGUGGCCACCGCCGUUGGCGUUGUGAGCUUCGUAGGCCACUACUACGCGUACGGCUUCCAUCUUGACUGGGCAUUGGCUGGCAUACCACUGUCGGCGGCCAUGGUGUCGCUCGUCGUCGUCCCACUGCUUUACGAUCUGCGAGUAGCGUCUAUAUUUCAGUACCUUCGCAUGCGCUUCGACAACAAAGUUGGAAUUACUGCCUGCAUCGUCUAUUUCAUCCUCAGUCAAAGCGUAGGUGCGGUGGGAAUCUUCAGCUCGGCGAUUGCGGUGUCUACAAUGUUUCCCAUAAAAGUUGUGUACUCCAACAUCGUGAUCGGCCUGGCAGGUACCAUCUAUACUGCACUGGGAGGUCUUCGUGGAGUUGUGUGGGCGGACUGCGCGCAAGCUUUCGUCAUGUUCUUGUCACCCAUCGUCAUCAUUGCAAAAGUUCUCUACGAUUCCUCCAGUGUAACACCGCCGCUCCGUCCUAUGAGCGAUGCGAACAUCACGGACUUUGCAUUCCGCAUGAACUUGGACAUUACAACAGACGAGAACUUCUGGAGUGGAAUGGCGGGAGCAUUGCCAUUCAGCCUUGUAAGAACUGGACUCGACCAGAUGGCAGUGCAGAGGUUCAUGGCGGCCAGGACACUACGUGAUGCAAAAAGGAUAGCCCUUGCAGGUCCGCUUCUAGUGCUGCUUUUCUUCGUUCUAGGAGAGUGUACAGCCAUAGCCAUUAUGUACUGGUUCAGGGACUGCGACCCACUCAUUCGUGGCAUUAUCAAGAGCUAUGACGAGAUUGUUCCGCAUUAUAUGAUGAAGAGGCUUGCUGACUUGCCCAUGCUCAGAGGCUUGUUUUUGGCCGGACUCGUCGGGGCCUCUACAAGCACGAUUUCCUCUAUCGUGAACUCUCACGCCGCAAUAUUCUACGUCGAUGUGGUCUCCCCGUACACCAAGAUGAGUGAGAAGAAAGCCGUCAUCGUAAUGCGCCUUCUAGCUUUGACAAGCGGCAUAACUAUGACCUUGUGCGCAAUAGCUGUGCCUUACCUCGGUACCGCAGCACGGCUGUACAUGUCGUUUUAUUGCUCUGCGGCGGGACCAUUCGCUGGACUGUUCCUGCUUGCUUUGUCAUCACCAUGGGUAAACUCAAAGGGCGUGGGCAGUGCGACAAUGCUGGUCUGUUCGUUCCUGCUUUGGCAUGCUAUCGGAAGAAGCCUCUCGGAUAUAGCACCACCACCGUUGCUUCCAAAGACGCUCGACCGCUGCCCGUUGCCAUUAAACGUUAGUGACUGGACUGGAAUACCUUCAGCUGGAACUGACAUUCAGCCGGUUACAAGUUCGUCUGUGUUCCCACUGUACCUGGUGUCCUUUUACUGGAUAUCCUUCAUUGGUGCCCUAUCGACAAUCGUCUUGGGAAGUGCUGCAAGCCUCCUGACUGGUGGUCGCCAAAAUGCAAAAAGAAACCUGCGUUUGACUAGUCCAGUCUUUCUGAACUUCUGGAAGCGGUUUGAAUUUAUGCGUCGAACGUUCUUGCUGCACGAAGAAGAAAUCACAUAUGACGCUAUAAAACUGCAGCAGAGGGAUGGCCAUGAAGACGACGAGUACUCAAGCCUCGACAAAAAGCUCUCGCCGGCAUUCGAAGGACAGGACAUUUAUGGACUAUACUCAAAUGUGGUGUGCGUCAGCUAGCCAUACAAUACCUUUGUUGAAAAUUUGCGUUUAUUCAACACGGUAUUUCUUAUAACCUAAAGGCCAACCGAAAAAAUAUUCACAUUGGCUAAAUUUGUUAUAGAUGAUUAGUGUAUACCACUGAACAAAACUCGGCGAUCCACAAAACUGGUGAUUGUAUAUUUCUUUUUGUUAGCAGCCUUUACAAAGCACCUAAGCAGAUGAGACGUGCACUUGGGGGUGUCGCUAUGACGUAAGCGACAGUAAGCCGCGUCGGGAAUUUUUCAGUGCAGCGAAAACGGUCACGGGCGCAUGGAGGCCUUAUUUCUCGGUUUUGCCCGAGCGCCCUGCGCAUGCGUGAGAUGUUGAGAGGCACAUCUGGUGACUUUGGCUUCAUGAACUCUUCUGGGGCCUUUUGUAGAUGCCGCUUUAGUAUCCGCACACCAGUGAAUAAUGACACCUUGUUCCUGCAAAUUCGUUUUAUUUCAAAUAUUCGUUUACAGGUUAUACAGACGUUAUUGUUCAUACCUGAAUGGUGCCUACUCCUCACGUUGCCGAUGGCCAUGGCUACGGCAGAACGCCGAAUGCAAACUGCGAAGUGUCAAACGUUAUGCUACGUGCAGCACAGUAGAGGGCGCCAACCACUGACGGCGAGAAACGGCCGCUUCGACUUUGUAUCAGUUCUUAUGAUUACGUUCGGACAGAAUCUGAUGCAGGCGCGAGUAAAACGCGCCGUCCUCCAUAGUACCUAGGUAAACGCACAUCAGACGCCAGAUUCGGCAACGGAAAGUCCCCAGAUCUCGCAAAAGUGUCCGGCAAAAGUUCCCAGAUGCCUCUCUCGCAACUUACACGUGCGCACGGGGGUAAAAGACGUGAAAGAAGCUCUCUGGAGGGCACCGGGCGAUCGGCCUUGACCACAUAGCCUCGCCCGGAGAUCCACACACACCAAUCGGAGCACGCGGUAGUCUGAACGUCUAACGUAGAGAGAUAGAGUGCCCUAAUGCUGUCCCCCUCGCCCUCGCUACAUGCACAAAGCUUGCGAGAGGCACAGCAUGCAGAUACUCCAGGGAUAGAAGCCUUGUCGCGGCACUAUGUUUGACCGCGGUACCCAUACUACGCAAUAGUGCGGCCACCGGGUUUCCGGAGUUGACUCCGCGGGGCCACGCGUCACAGCACGCGUAUCAUCCGGCGAGUGGUAAUGGUGACGUUUCUUUCGCUUUCAACAUCGAAAGCCUCUAUAUUUGCGUUGUUUCUGUGACCUUCCCGAUGCUACGUCAAAAGUCAAAUUUUGCAAGGAGGCUCUUCCUUCUGUAGCUUAUGGUAAUCUAAGCUCGGACGUCGUUCAAUUGUUUUUCUUUUUUUGCACUUGCCAUUGAAGGGUUAUACGUGUGUGCAUAGUGCAGGCACGAAAACGCCUGGACGAAUACUUUGAAUACACUGAUGCCUUCUCUGUUUGCAACUUUGAACAGAUGGCUUUUAUCCAAAGGUUUAUUUUGUCAAUUUGGGAACAUUCAUGUCGGUACAUUUUGCUUGGCAUUACUUUCGCCGACAUGGAAACAAACUGCACCGGCACUCCAUCAUUCCAUCGUAGUGCCUUAUGUCUUUUCUGUUAGCCUCAAACCUUCGGGCGUACGUUUACAGAACCUUCUUUCACGGUGCAACAAAAUAUAUUUGUUAGACGUUCUCGUGCUUCUCUGACUAUUUACGACCAAGCCAACAAAUUUAUUUCACGAUGGAAAAAAAUGACGUCAUCGAAAGCAAAAGCCAAAACACGCAGCUUCUUCCAAAGCUAAAGAAGAAAUUGCACGUAACAACGCAAGAGGACAAAUGUGCUACGCAAGGUGCACUCUUUCCUUUUUGCAAGUGCCCGAGCCCGCGAACAUUUGCAUGAAUGGUAUGGUGGUAGCAAUAGGACAGCGUUUCAACUUGUCGUAAGCAUAUUACGUUUUGUGGGACGCAUCAGCUUGCCAGAGAGGUGUGCUGCAGCCACAACGCUAGCAGUGACAUGUUGUGGCGCAAGGUAUAUCCAAAAAGCCCACAAAGUUAAGACUGCAGUGUUCUGUCAUGUUCUACUAAACAUCAUAUGUAAAUACUGGUAAUGCUGUAAUCGCUACCAUACCGUCCUCUUAUGACGUUCGAGUAGAACACUGACUGACGCAACAGAAAAAUAUUUCAGCCUCAUAGCAGUUAGGAAAAGCCACAAGAUGUGGCUACCAGCUGUACCACUGCCAUCCAAAACUACGGUAAUCCAGUGCUCCAUAAGCGAACACAAUCCUUACGGAAAAGCUGGAGUUCCGCAUUGUAUUGUACAACACGUGUGCAUUAUCUAGAGAACACACACAGUUGGAGGUGAACGAGCAGUACUGCUUUCGCCAGCUGUAAUUUAGGCCUCCGUUAGGUUGUGGUAGCUGCAUGCUUGCCAUUAAGUCCAUAUAUAUAUAUACGAAAAGAUAGCAGCCGGCGUUGUAGGGAUCUGCAGUAUAACAUCAGCUUCACCACCAGAGGAUUGCCUACUGCGGCCUACGUAAUAGACUCAUAGACGCCAUCCCUAUGAGUUUGCAUGGCACGCAAAAGUCGCACGAAUUAACAAGCCAGAAAGUUGCUAGAGCGUGGUUUAUUGAACGGGGACAUUUUGUGAGCCCACAGUGGGCACUUAGCCUCCAUGACGUUGCACUUCUAAGCCCGCGGCAGCUGGAUCAAAUCACAGCCGCGGCAGCCUCAUCUUGAUGGCGGCGAAAUGUGAAAGCCCCUGUGUAUUGCGCAUUGGGUGUAUGUUAAAGAAGCCCACGCAAACAAAUGUAAUUUGUAGCCCUUCACUAUGGCACGCCUCAUUAUUAGAUCAUGGUUUUGGCACGUAAAAACCUUGGAUUUCAAAUUGGAUAUACAUUGUUUGCAAUGUCCAAGCAACUCUGGUCUUGUUGAAAUUGUAGACACCUGUUUAAUAGGUUACUGUUACGUGGUGUGGCUUGGAACUUCUUCAAAAUGAGCGUUACAAGAGACACGGUAAGUGUGCACGUUUGACAUAUUUUCUAGGUUUAAAAACGCUAGCUAAUACGUUGGUGGUCCCGUUGGUGCUAACUUCGUCGAUACUGAUUAAUUUUUCUCACAAUCGCAUGCCCGACCGGCAUGUAGAUGUUAUAGAUGUACAAUGUCACUUUUCCAUGAAAAAGUGUAUCGCACAUGCGUGUAUAGCGUGCGGAGCACAAUAGCCACCGUAACAGAUGUUUCUGUUCGGUGCAGAUGCUUGUCAUUAUGAACACUAGUUUCACCUGAUACAGCGUCCGGCUUACCGCUGCUUCUGCUUUAUACGUAUAAGGUACAUAUUUAGGUAGUACCUCAAUUCUUAGCAGUGGCAAGUGCCGAAACUUUAGGUAUUCAGUUAUUCCUGUCGUCAUUUCAAUCCCUAGUAACGUUGGCGGGCAAAAUUUAGCACUUUUUUUCUGGCACAUCAUCGUCUUUGUCAUCUGGUCAAGUUUGACAUUCGAGAUGAUAUCUGGCGUUUCACGUGCCGAAACCACGAUCUUUUUAUCAGUCGUUCUGUAGCAGGGGUCUCCGGAUACAUUUUGACUCCAUUGUGUUGUUUACCGUACACCCGAUGCGCCGUACGCUGGCGUUUUUGCAUGCUUGCCCUAUGGAAGUGUGGCAAGCAUGACUGGGAUGGAACCGGCAACCUAAUGCUGUGCAGUACAACGCCACUGACACUGAGAUACCGGGGUGAUGUUCGUGAGGGUCCUUUUGACGAUGCGGAAGUAGCCAGAGGUAAGGGCGUAAUGUAAAAUAGGGAUGUACACGGCAAAGCAUUUCCAAGCUCCCAAAUGUUGUCGCACAAGAACUGCGUGAUUUCAGUUGUAAUAAAGAUGUUAUAAUUUGUUCUUUU
Molecule: messenger RNA, 6004 nt
Organism: Dermacentor andersoni
Lineage: Eukaryota; Metazoa; Arthropoda; Arachnida; Ixodida; Ixodidae
Product: sodium/iodide cotransporter-like
Biological process (GO): transmembrane transport; sodium ion transport
Cellular component (GO): membrane
Molecular function (GO): symporter activity
Source: RefSeq, a predicted model, not a curated record